Molecule: messenger RNA, 2741 nt
Organism: Hyalella azteca
Lineage: Eukaryota; Metazoa; Arthropoda; Malacostraca; Amphipoda; Hyalellidae
Product: store-operated calcium entry-associated regulatory factor
Exons: 4
Coding region: 381-1421 (346 amino acids)
Biological process (GO): regulation of store-operated calcium entry
Cellular component (GO): endoplasmic reticulum membrane
Source: RefSeq, a predicted model, not a curated record
GCCUCCGUCCAACUUUCAGUGCGAAGCAGAAAUUAUUGGAUUGAGCAUUGAACAUCGAAGCCUAUGACGUCUGUCAUCUGAAGCAUAGUAAUUAGUACGUAGUUACUGCCGUAGUUAUUACGCAAAAUUGCAGUUUAUUCAAUCGAUUCAAGAUUUGAGUUAUAAUCCUAUAUGUUUUUAACGAAAAAAAAUCAAGCAUUAUAUCCAUCUAAUUUCAGCCAACUGAGCCCAAGUGCAUUUGCAUACUACCUAGUCAAGUGGUGUUUUGACGAAAAAGUAUAUGACAUUGAGAAUUAGUUAUCUUAUUUUAAAUCGGAAUAAAGAAUUGCUGAGUAAAUCAGAGGUAUAGCAUUGUAAAUUAGUGACUACCAGCAAUCAGCAUGAAAUCCAAACCACUGGUAGUGGUGCUGGUUUGUCUACCUUUAUUUUUGUUCAAUUCAGUUGAUGCUUGGUUAGGAGAAAGUUCUGUCACUAAAGUUCUGCUAAAAGAUGUGCAGGCACUUACUCUUUAUGCUGGCAAAAUGACCAAUGGACGUCGAUCAGCUGCAGUUCCUCAGUUGGAGUGUGUAACAGGAGGAAGUGCACCCUGCAGCACCUUCAAGCCUCGUGUUGUGCAGUGCACAAACAAAGGCUUUGAUGGCAUUGAUGUGCAGUGGGAGUGUAAAACUGAUAUGGAUGGCAAUGUCAGGUUUGGCCACAUAGACGUAUCAUGUGAAGGCUAUGACUAUCCAGAAGAUCCUUAUAUCCUUGCGGGGUCUUGUGGCCUGCGAUAUAGUCUGGACUACACCAGAGACGGUAGUAAGCAAGGACAUGACUAUGGGUAUGGGCCGAACGAACAUUCAGCUGGUGGAGGGUCUUAUGGCUGGAAAGAUGACCUCUAUGGGGGAACCAAGACUGCUCAGUCGCGCAGCUUCACAAGUGGCUUUGCUGACUUGAUUGCUUACUGUGCUAUGGGACUCAUGGCCUGGGCCUUCUACAAGACCUGCAUCAGCCCUCCGAGGGGCACUGUUGGUGAUCGCUCGGACUCUACCACCAAUGAUGACUACCCUGCUGGUGGGGGAGGAGGUUAUGGGUGGAACCUUGGUGGUGGAGGUGGUUUGGGGGGAACUGGAGGUGCUGGUGGUCACUACCAAGGUUACGAUGACGCCUCUUGCCACGCUAGGAGGAACGCAGGAGGUGGUGGAGGAGGAGGAGGUUUCUGGACAGGAGCCGCUGCUGGAGGUCUUCUUGGGUACAUGCUAGGGGGUAACCGCCAAGGAGGUGGCCAUUACAAUAGGGGUUACAACAGAGGCUGGUUUGGAGGUGGUGGUGGUGGAGGGUUUAAUACAGGGGGUGGUGGCUGGGGAGGUGGAGGAUCAGGUUUUGGUGGAGGAUCUGGCACCAGGACCGCUUCAGGGUUUGGUGGAACUUCUCGGCGAUGAAAUUCUUGAACUGAAACUUUAGUUACGAACUGUCAAUAGUUUGUCACUCCUUCAUUUGUGAUGUUUUCUUCUCAUGGUUACAGAGAUGAGUAAAGCUUAGAUUUUUUUAGUAUUCUAUCACUGGCCCUUGUGUUCAAAUCUGUAAGCAUUUCUUUUUUUAAACUCAUUUUUCAUCAAAAUCCUGUAAUUUUUAUGUAAUAAAAAUAGCUUUGGAUUUGAAAGGUGUUACAGCAAUAGUCCUUUUGGCCGACUUGCUCUACAUUUUGUGUUGAUUUGGGAAAUUUUAAUGCAUGUAUAUAUUGUUUUGAUUGAACUAUAAUGACAUUUAUUUCUGCUGAAAACUAUUACCAUGUAUGUAUUGGAAGAUGAAUUUAAAUAUAUUCUACAAAAAACUUUAUUUUUGUUAUGAGAUGGAAGAAAACGUACUCAUUUUGCUCGGCAGUUUGAUGUCAAAUAAAAUCGAUUUCCAAGCAAUUAGAAGGUUCGUCUAAUACUUAUAUGUAUCGCUAUAAUCAUAAUAGGCUUUUGAGGAAUAAUUCAAAUAAAUUAAAUUAUAUAUCUUAUUGAAAAAAAGAGAAUCGUGCGAAAAACUUUUUGUCGGGAAAUGAGGUAUUGCUAAUUUACUGCAAAUAGGAUGGUUUUGCUGAAUAUUUUUUCAGGCACGAGUGAUGCGCGAUUAACAAACUUUGCUCUAGUCACAUCGUUUCCACUUAUUCAGGUCUGGUUUUAUUGAUCAGUUAUGAUCAUGAGUCUUGCUUACAUUUGUCCAAUAUUACUUUUAUAAAUGGUCCAGGGAUGGUGUUUAUUCGACGAUCCAAACAUUUAUUAAUGAACUCGUUUUUUGUCCAUUACUCAGUAACCAGCUUGACUUAAUACAAUGCUAGGGAAUAUAAAGUUUCGUUCACAAGUGUACUGAUUUUAAUGUUCAGGCUCCCACUAUAUUGUAUUUCAUGAACGUGAUUGUAUUUAUUCAUGGCAAGUUCAUUGCAUGUAUAACGCUUGAUGGAACAACAAUCCUCUUUUACUUAUUAAUUUGUCGAAAUGUGAGUGUUUCUGAUCAACACGUGUCCUUCUUUAAUAGAUGUGUAGAUGAUAGCUCGCUUAUUACCCAACAAAUAGAAUGUAUAGAUUCAAAUUAUGUUCAUUGCGGAUAAACAAAGAGGAAGUGAAUCACUGCGAUUGAUCAUAUUUGUAAAGUGUGAAUGUUUUGAUGAAAUUAGGUUUAUUUCGAUCACCGAUAUUGUAUCGUUUGUACCCAUCACAGUGUAUUAUUGUACUUGUAUUUAUCACUUGAAAUAAAUUUUUUCAAAUUUAAAGCUU